Hordeum vulgare subsp. vulgare (domesticated barley) is the source of this 1043-nucleotide messenger RNA. RefSeq lists its product as uncharacterized. Bases 369 to 974 code for a protein of 201 amino acids. The transcript has a single exon. The record is from RefSeq and is a predicted model, not a curated record. NCBI's taxonomy places the organism in Eukaryota, Viridiplantae, Streptophyta, Magnoliopsida, Poales, Poaceae.
AACACUCCCAUCGCCCCCAACGCACCGCGGCCGCCGCCUGAUAGAAAACGUAGGUGGUGAUCUCCGGUGGCCGGCAUCCAGAUCCCCGGCGACCGCGAGGCUGGCCGGCAUCCACAUCCCCGACGACUGCGAGGUGGUCGACGCGCGCCCACUCCCGGUGGCCCUCCUCUUCCCUGCUGCUCGCGCCUUCCCCGCCCAGGACCUCCCCCGCCUCUUUGUCGCCGCACCCGUGAAGCUGAUCUAGGUCAAGUCCUGAACCGCUGGAUCCAGAGGCUCCCGUUCGAGGAGAAGAGGCAUGAGCUUCUCUGUGGUGCCGAUGGAGGAGGGAACAAGGAGCCAGCAACGGCACCAUCAGGUGUUAAUUCUCUAUGGUACUAAUGGAGGCGGCAUCAACAUCAGCAAGUAGUAUUCAAGAGGAUGAAGGGGGUAUGCAUGGCGCACUUGGCUGCGGUCAAUGCGAGCCACGAGCAGGGGAAGCAGUCAGGAUGAGCGGCGCAGGAUUGGUUAGACCUGGUGAGGGCACCAUGGCGCGCAGGUGGUGGAGGUUGUGGCCUGUGGGCGUCCGAAUCGGGUCGAAGGCGAGGCAGCUGAUGGUCGGAGGCAAAGCUGUUGGCCUGAUACGGAGCAGUCGACGGGCGGGCGGCCAGGUUGCUCGACGACAGAGGAGCUCCAAGGCGCCUUCUGUUCUCAGUUCAUCACCAACAGGGGAGGGGGAGAUUGGUGUCUGGCUGUGGCCAACCACUACGACCGCGCAUUCCAGGAGUGGUGAGGCGACGCCAAGCCGUUCCUGCACACAGUCUCUGAGUAGAGAAGGGGCAGCACGCAUCGGUAGAAUGGAAAAGAGAUCCAGCAAUGUGAUUGUGAUGUGUGUUGCUGGAUGUUGUGUGGAUAAGGGACACGUGGUGGGUAGUGUGUGUUGUGCUAGAUGUUGUGUCGGACCGAUUGGAAGUUGCUGGAUCAUCCAUAGAUUAUAAAAAAAAAUUGGGAUGAGCACCUACUUGGUGUUGAUUGUUUGUUAGUUUAAUAAAUAUUUAUGCCUAUCA